AUGACCCUCCUGGUCCUCACCGAAACAUCGGCGGGCUAUGCGCUUCUCAAAGCAAAGGACAAAAAACUGCUCAAGCGGGAUGACCUUGCCUCCGACCUCGCUGGUGUCGAAAAUGUCACCUCAUUGCUUAGGCUGAAAGAGUUUCAGAAGUUUGACAGUGCGGCCGCUGCUUUGGAAGAAGCUGCUGCCAUUGUAGAAGGAAAGGUCACUCCUAAGCUCGCCUCAUUACUCGAUACCCUCAAAGACGAAAAGAAAAUCUCCUUGGCCGUUGCAGAUCCAAAGCUAGGAAAUGCGAUCGGAAAGCUCCCUGGCUUGGACAUCAAAGCAGUUGCGGACUCCACCACCGCCGACCUCUACCGUGCAAUCCGUGAACAUCUCCCAUCGCUGAUACCUGGCUUACUACCGGACGAUGUGAAAACAAUGUCUUUGGGUCUUUCGCAUUCGCUUGCAAGACACAAAUUGAAGUUCUCUCCAGACAAAAUUGAUGUCAUGAUCGUACAGGCCAUCGGAUUGCUGGAUGAUCUAGACAAGGAGCUCAACACAUACGCGAUGAGGGUCAAAGAAUGGUACGGAUGGCAUUUUCCCGAAAUGGCCAAAAUACUCAACGACAACCUUGCAUAUGCAAAAGUUGUAUUGAAAAUGGGCAUGCGGACAAAUUGGGAGUCCAGUGACCUGGCUGAAAUCCUACCGGAAGAGAUUGAAGCGGCCGUGAAAGCGGCUGCGGAUCGAUCAAUGGGUACCGAGAUCACUGACGAGGACCUUGAGAACAUUCAAAGUCUUGCCGAACAAGUGGUCCAGUUCACGGAAUACCGAACCCAACUAGCAAGCUACCUCUCCGCACGGAUGACCGCAAUUGCCCCCAACUUGACUGCCCUCGUUGGCGAUUUGGUCGGCGCACGACUAAUCGCUCACGCAGGAAGUUUGAUGAAUCUUUCCAAGAGCCCUGCUAGUACCAUUCAAAUUCUAGGAGCCGAAAAGGCCCUCUUCCGCGCUCUGAAAACAAAACACGACACACCCAAGUACGGUCUACUCUAUCAUGCCUCACUCAUUGGACAGGCAUCUGGCAAGAAUAAAGGCAAGAUGGCUAGAGUCUUAGCCGCCAAGGCCGCUUUGGGUCUCAGAGUAGAUGCUUUGCAGGACUGGGGCGAGGAUGAAGCUGAUAUUCCUGAAGACGAAAAGGCUGCACUAGGUCUGGGUGCAAGAGCGUAUCUGGAACGAAAACUUGCGGGGUUGGAGGGCAAACCUAUCAAGCCUAGAGGCGUUGGCAUUGCACCAAAUGGUGUAUCUGCUACGCAGCAGCCGAAAUGGGAGAUCAAAGAGGCCCGAAAGUACAAUCCAGAUGCUGAUGGGCUUGCUGGCGAUGAAGCCCCAGCUAAGAACGAGAAGAAGUCUAAGAAAGACAAGCUCAUUGAGGAAAUCUCAGAUGUGAAUAUGGAGGAUGGAGAGCUUAGUGAUGAUGAGGCAGAAUCCCAACCAGAUGAAUCCAUUGACUCAGAUGAGGCCACCGUCAUCGUACCAGCAAGAGUAAAUGGGGUCAACGGCGUUUCUGAAAAACUAUCCAAGAAGGCCGCAAAAGAUAGGAAGCAUGCCGAGAAAGCUGCUCGGAAAUCCGAGAAGAAAACGACUAAGGGGGAAAAGUCGUCGAAGAAGCAACGUACCGUCGAAGAGCUAGCCGAGCUGGCCGGGCUCAGUGUAACAAGGUACGAGAGAAAGCUUGAGCGUGGAGAGAUUAUCUUCUCGGAAGAUGGCACCCCAUCAGCUGUAUCCAAGAAGGAGAUCAAGAAAGAGAAGAAAAAGGCGGCAAAAGCUGCAGCCAAUGGCGAGGUUGAGGGCAGCAAGAAACGCAAGCGGAUAGAGGAAGAUACCGAGGCCAUCAAGUCAGAAAAGAAGAAGAAACGGAAAGAAAAGGCAUAG
This is a messenger RNA of Exophiala aquamarina CBS 119918, 1914 nucleotides long. RefSeq names its product nucleolar protein 58. The transcript has a single exon. Gene Ontology annotation, cellular component: box C/D methylation guide snoRNP complex; small-subunit processome. The record is from RefSeq and is a predicted model, not a curated record. NCBI's taxonomy places the organism in Eukaryota, Fungi, Ascomycota, Eurotiomycetes, Chaetothyriales, Herpotrichiellaceae. The coding region runs from base 1 to 1914 and encodes 637 amino acids. Gene Ontology annotation, molecular function: snoRNA binding.